Caenorhabditis bovis is the source of this 1923-nucleotide messenger RNA. NCBI's taxonomy places the organism in Eukaryota, Metazoa, Nematoda, Chromadorea, Rhabditida, Rhabditidae. The record is from the annotation of a GenBank genome assembly.
AUGGAAGUAUUGUUCAACGAGGAUUUGGAAGGGAGUAAAGCAUCGACAAAAAAGGCUUCUGAAGGCAGCUAUGUGAUGAAAGACGCGGUUUUGGUUGAAUUUAAAAACGCCGAUGGAACGAUUGGAAAGAUUCGAGCACCGUGUGAAGGAGUUGUGACGUAUUCGAGGGAUGUACAAAGAGGCGCCAUUCUCAGUAAGGGAAAGUUGAUUGCCAAGGUGUCAGAAUGCGAUCACGCGAUUGUCAUCAAGGACAUGUGCGGCACAUGCGGAAAAGAUUUGCGAGAAAAAGGCGGACGAGCUGGACAGCGAAAGGAGCAGUCGGCUGCGAAUGUGUCCAUGAUUCAUAAUGUGCCAGAGCUCAUCGUCUCCGAUACACUUGCUAAAGAGCUUGGGAAUGCGGAUGAGACAAAUCUUUUGGCGAAUCGCAAAUUGGUUUUACUAGUCGAUUUGGAUCAGACUAUCAUCCAUACUACUAAUCGGCCGUUUAACAUUGAUCCGGAAAAGCAUCCCGAUAUAACCCAGUAUACGUUGAUGAAUGGGAAUUAUGUAACGAAAUUGAGGCCACACACCACGGAAUUUUUGCAUAGAAUGUCGAAGUUGUUUGAAUUGCAUAUUGUGACGUAUGGUCAACGGCAAUAUGCUCAUAAAAUUGCGCAAAUUCUUGACCCUGAUCAACGCUUAUUUGGACAUCGUAUACUAUCAAGAGAUGAGUUAUUCUCGGCGCAGCAUAAGACAAAAAACCUGAAGGCGUUAUUCCCUUGUGGAGAAAAACUGGUUGUAAUCAUUGAUGAUCGUGCCGAUGUUUGGAUGUAUUCGGAAGCUUUGAUUCAAAUCAAACCGUAUCGAUUCUUUAAGGAAGUUGGAGAUAUUAAUGCGCCGAAAGAUUCGAAAGAGCAGAUGCCGCCGGAAAUUGAAGAUUCUGCGAAUGAGGACCAUGUUCUUGAGGAAAUUGAGCGUGUUCUUACUAAUAUUCAUGAUAAAUAUUAUGAGAUGUAUGAUUUGAAGAAUCCCGAUGCUCCGCUCAUCGAUGUUAAAAGUGUAAUCAACGAUCAGCGUAGAAAAGUUCUUGAGGGAUGUGUGAUCGUUUUGUCAGGAAUUGUCCCGAUUAAUGAGAAGGUUGAGAAGACUGAUGUCUAUAGGCUUUGCGAACAGUUUGGAGCUAAGAUGGCUGAUACGGUUACUGAUGAUGUUACGCAUGUGGUUGGAGUCAGAUGGGGUACAACAAAAGUUCACCAAGCAUUACGCCUUGGAAAACAUGUAGUCACUGUUCAUUGGGUGUACGCUUGUGUCGAGAAAUGGCUGAAAGCCGACGAGAAGGAAUUCGAAUUGACGAACGAAACAUCGGCGCCGAUUGGGAAACCGCUGGGAAGUCAGCUGGUUAGUGAUUUGGCCAAUAUGAGCACAAUCGGCAAAUCGGCAUUGGCUGAUAUGAAUCACGAAGUCGAUGAAGCGCUUUCGGACGAUGAUGACGAAGAAGAGGAAGAGGAGGAAGAGAUUGAUGAGGAAGAAAUGAAUCUGGACGAGAUGUCGAAUGUUGUUGAGGAAUCAUUGACGCCGCGAUCGGAAGAAUCGAGAAAGCGGAAGCACGUGCCGGAGGAAGAAUAUAAUUCCGAUGGUGAUAAUGAUGAUGACGACGAUGAUGAGACACCGAUGUCGUAUUCGAAGUUGCUCUCCAAAUCGAAGAAGCAGGGACGAAUUGUGUCAGCUGGAAAUGAUGAGGAGGACCUGAUUUUUGAUGUUGAUGAUGAGAAUGGACAUCCUUCUGAUCGGCCUGGACCAUCAGCGACUGAAACCGAAGAAGACGAUGAAGAUGACGACGAAGCUCUUGACGAUGACGAGAUUCCUCCAGAAGACGAUGACGAAGAAUUCGAAGAUAUGGCUGCUUUGAUUGAGCGACAAGUGAGCCACAACGAAGAAGAUUAA